AUGUCCGUCAACUUUGACCAGCUCGCCAGUGAUGGCAGUUAUCUCACGGACCGAGCGAGGGAGGAGAAUCAACUUAUUCUUGAUGAACUCGAGCGGAAGAAAAAGGCACGCGCGUUGGCUGUGCCGACAGACGACAAACUUGUACGCGCGCGUCUGCGAGAGCUAGGGGAGCCCAUAACUUUGUUCGGAGAGAGGAAUGCAGAACGUCGUGAACGUUUGACAUAUGUCCUGUCCCAAAUCAAUGCUGCGCGCGGCGAGGACGCGAUGCAAGUAGACGAGGAGUCGUCCGAAGAUGAGAGCGAAGAAGAGGGAGAAGAGUUCUACACGCCCGGCACGCUCGAGUUGCUCGAAGCGCGGCGGUCGAUAGCCGAUUAUUCUCUACGAAGAGCUUACAAGCGAAUAGUCCAACAGCGCAAGGACGCCGCCUUACCUCUCGGACGCGUUAUAGACAUCCGAAAACGCGUCUUUGCGGACGUUAAGACCUUCUCAAAUCUAGGUUCUCAAAUUGGUGACACAAGACCGGUGUCUAUGGUCCGCUUCGCGCCCGAUGGAAAGUCCCUCGCCACAGGUAGCUGGUCCGGCAACCUCAAACUGUGGAACGUCCCCGCCUGCACACCCAUUAAAACCAUGCGAGGUCAUAGCGAUCGUGUGGGUGGUCUGGCGUGGCAUCCUCAAGCCACAUUAUCACAAAGCGCAGACUCUGCCAACCUUGCAAGUGGCGGAGGGGAAGGCUCUGUGAUGUUAUGGUCGCUCAACAGCGAAACGCCUGUCUCGACGCUCAAAGGCCACGCGGACCGAGUAUGCCGCGUUGCCUUCCAUCCUUCCGGCGACUACGUAGCUUCGGCGUCCUUCGACACGACAUGGCGGCUCUGGGACGUCAAGACGUCACAAGAACUCUUAUUACAAGAGGGCCAUAGCAAGGAGGUGUAUGCUGUUGAGUUCCAGGACGACGGUGCGCUUGUUGCAAGCGCGGGCCUCGACGCCAUUGGUCGAAUCUGGGACUUGAGGACUGGCCGAACUGCGAUGGUACUAGACGGUCAUGUCGAGGGUAUCUUGAGUCUAGCCUUCGCACCCAAUGGGUACCAGAUCGCCUCAGGUGCAGCAGACGAUACGAUCCGCAUUUGGGACAUGCGCUCUCUCAAAGCAACAUACACAAUCCCCGCCCACCUGAACAACGUCGCCGACGUCCGCUUCUUCCGCUCAGACGGCUCCAUACCCUCCCACAUCGCCGCGCAACACCAAGAGUCCGACUCCGCAGACGUGAAGAUGGAAGAAGACGUGAACGACGCCGAAGCCGCUCUCGAGACCGCUCAAGCUCAAGAAGCCGGUCGAACAAGCGCCACGCCCGCACCUCAAGCGAAAGAAGGCAGCGAAGGCAGCGCCCCUCCACCGACCAAACUCACACCAGCCCAAGAACGCGAACGCCGCGCAGAAGAAUGGCGAUACCGGCCCGGACUGUACUUCGCUUCAGCCGGGUACGACGGUGUGGUGAAGAUCUGGAGCGCGGACGAUUGGCAGUUACUUCAUACGUUGCAGACGGAUGGGAGUAAGGUUAUGAGCGUGGAUCUGAGCAGCGAUGCGAAGAUGCUGGCGAGUGGGACUUAUAAUCGGAAUUUCCAGUUGUUUGCGCCGGACAGCGCUAUGGAUAGUUUGUGA
Messenger RNA from Peniophora sp. CBMAI 1063, 1656 nucleotides. The record is from the annotation of a GenBank genome assembly. NCBI's taxonomy places the organism in Eukaryota, Fungi, Basidiomycota, Agaricomycetes, Russulales, Peniophoraceae.